Messenger RNA from Peronospora matthiolae, 282 nucleotides. The record is from the annotation of a GenBank genome assembly. NCBI's taxonomy places the organism in Eukaryota, Oomycota, Peronosporomycetes, Peronosporales, Peronosporaceae.
AUGUACGCGGCUACGUACCUUAAGAUUGAUGCAAGUCUAACUGCCAUUGAGACUCUGAUCGACGAGCCGAUCUUUGCGGAAGCCACCGCAGAGGCUGAGCAGGAUGCAGGUGGUGUGGUGGGGAGAGGUAAAAAAGCUGAGAAGGGGGAUGACGACGGUGAUGACAAAUUGCUUACAAUUUCGUGGAAUUACUACACGAAUAGCGAGCGAGCUGCUGGUCAUCCUCAAGGGCAUAGCUGCUGCGUCUCCUCAGGCUAUGAUUUGAAUCGCGUGCUCCGCUAG